Molecule: messenger RNA, 995 nt
Organism: Medicago truncatula (barrel medic)
Lineage: Eukaryota; Viridiplantae; Streptophyta; Magnoliopsida; Fabales; Fabaceae
Product: chaperone protein dnaJ 49
Exons: 3
Coding region: 206-901 (231 amino acids)
Biological process (GO): cellular response to misfolded protein
Cellular component (GO): endoplasmic reticulum membrane
Molecular function (GO): Hsp70 protein binding
Source: RefSeq, a predicted model, not a curated record
UAAGAUUCAGCAUUAGUAAAAAUCAUCUAUUAUUCAACUUUCUUAAUUUUCUUAUUCAAAUUAGGUUUUGCAAAUUUGAGCUUCAUUCACUCAUAUAGGAAUUAGAGAUCAAUUCUUCACAAGAAACAAUAAUGAUCCACUCCAUUCCACCGUAUUAGGUUGCUCAAUUUUGAGAUUCACAUCAAAAUCUAGUCGUAUUCGCACCAUGGAAGGUAACAAAGACGAAGCAUUGCGAUGCAUCCAAAUCGCAGAAGAAGCAAUCUCAUCAGGUAACAAAUCUCGCGCUCUCAAAUUCAUCAAGAUCGCUCAGCGCCUCAACCGCGAUCUACCUCUUGAUUCCUUGUUAGCCAAAUGCGAACGACUCAAAUCACAGUCUUCUGCUUCUUCCACAAGAGGCUCUAACCCACCACCCUUGCCUAAGGUGCCUGCGAAGGAAAGGCCGGUAAGAAUCAUGAAAGAGAAUGGUUUGAAAGGUGAAAAGAAUUACAUGGAAAAGAAUGUUAAUUUGAUUAGAGAAAUUUUAUGGGAAGAUGAUUACUAUAUGAUUUUAGGGUUAGAGAAGAGUUGUUCUAUUGAAGAGAUUAGAAAAGCUUAUAAGAAAUUAUCUUUGAAAGUUCAUCCUGAUAAGAAUAAAGCACCGGGUUCGGAAGACGCAUUUAAGAAAGUUUCUAAUGCUUUUCAGUGUUUGAGUGAUGAUGGUUCAAGAAAAGAGUAUGAUCGUGGUGUUUGGGUUAAUGAAGAUGAUGAUUUGAACUUUUAUAAUAAGAAUCAUAGUUAUAAGAGAAAUGAAUGUGAUCAUGAUGAUUUGAAUUAUGAUCAGAAGCAUAGUUUUGGGAGGAGGGAUGAUACUUGCGAAGAUGAAUUUGAUCCAGAUGAUGAUAUAUUUAACUUUGAAUUAUGACAUUAACUGUGGCAUCACUGUACUUUGAAAAUUCUUUGAUGUGCAAUUUGCAAGAACAUACUCAUUGGCAUAAUAGAAGCAAUUUUUAUUAUUA